Xyrichtys novacula (pearly razorfish) is the source of this 8647-nucleotide messenger RNA. The record is from the annotation of a GenBank genome assembly. Lineage: Eukaryota; Metazoa; Chordata; Actinopteri; Labriformes; Labridae.
AUUCCAUGUUAAUGAUAUCCGAGAACACUGCCAACGUCGUGUAACGCAGAGUAAAAAAACAAACGUUUUGGUGGAACGCGUUGGUUACAUUUUCUUUUUCACCAUCGACAAAUUCUACAGGGUGGAUUUGGAGCUGUUAACACUUAAUAUCACUUAAACUAGACACGAGCAGCGUUAACAGGGACUUUGUCUUGAUGGGAAUCUGUGGUUUCAUUCACAUUUAAGUGUACGUUACUUAAUCUUUAAAAAACCUCUGCCAGGUCUGGCGUCCUGCAUUAGCUAGCUUUCUGUUGACAUCAGCCCUGCUGCUGCUGGGGUUCACCGGGGGUGAAGCGACAUGUCCGAAUCCGGCCACAGUCAGCCCGGUAUGUACGGGCAGGGGCGGAGGAGGAGGAGGCGCCGCGGAGACAGAGAUCCAGGACCACCGGGGCAAAAUCUGUCCGGUCCAAGCAGGGACCGAGAGUACCAGCCAAGAGAGAGAAGGGUAAUACUAACACACGUGCACCUUCCCCAGGAGAGUGUUUUUUUCUGUCAGUUUGACUCGUUUUUUUUAACAGUUAUUUCUAUUGUUUUGAUCUGCCCAGGAUGGCAGCGAAGAUCCACCGGGCCAGUUUAUUCAGAAGACCCCCAUCAUUCUUGCCAAACCCCCUGGAGAAAGGGUAUGUCAUCUACUUGAUAUUCAGGCUUCUGUUGUGAUUCUCUAUUUUAAACUCAAGCAUUACUAUAAAUAGUUGUACAUAUGGGCUUGAUAAAUGCUGCCCUUUGACUUUACAAUAAUACUAAUAGUAAUAAUAAUAAACUUUAUUUGUAUAGCACCUAUCUAGAACAGUUGUCACAAAGUGCUUCAUAGUCAUUAAAUUAAAAAAAAGGGUGAGACAACAAGACAUAAAAAUCAACAAAAAAGUAAAAGUCCUGGCUAUACAAAGGCAAUACAAAGGGUUUUCAGUCUCUUUUUAAAAGUGUCCACAGUGUCCACAGUCCUCAGUUCUCGAGGAAGAGAGUUCCAAAGUUUCGGAGCAAAAAUGCACAGUCUCCUUUGGUUCGUAGUCUGAUCUGGGGGACAACCAGUAAACCCUGGUCAGAGGAUCUUGAAGUAAGCUGUAAGGCUUCAGCAAGUCUCUGAUAUAUGCUGGAGCUUGUUCAGGCAUUUUCACAGACACUGGUAUGGACACAUAAACUUAGGGACAACAAGGUACGUUACAUAAUAAGGGACAGGAGAGCGCACAGCACAUCGCAGUACCAACAAUAAGGACGAGGCACACAGGACAUCACAUGCAGAUGAGGCACAGGAUUAGCUUUGCAGACUGUUCAGAGCAGCGAUGGCAGAAGGGACAAAGCUUUUACUGAAGCGUGCCUGCUUCCACCUCAGAGUCCAGAACCUGUGGUCUGAGGGCAGCAGGCAGAAGUGACUGCGGAGAGGGUGGUCUGAGUCUGUGCUGAUAGUCUGUGUCUGUGUAAAGACCUAAGGAUGGGUGUGACGUGGACCAUUCGGGACCAAUGCCAAACAACUGGCUUGCUUUUUGGGAGUGAUACAGAGAGCAUGGGUGGCAUCUGGUAAGCCCCUUCAUCGCCAAACUCUUAUUUAUAUGUUCUUUUGUUGGAUCCUUUAUAAGGCCAAGUCAUCACAAAGUGCACCAAUUACUGGAGCUCUGGUCCUAGAGAAGCCCAUCAUGUUAAUGAAAGCCAGAGAUGAUGCAGGGAAGCCAGGAACCCCUCCUGAGGCAGCAGCUCAGCCCUCUGGUCCUGGUCCCUCCAAGAUGGAGAAGGAAGGGCAGCGACCUACGCAGCCUGUAUACCAGAUUCAAAACAGAGGAAUGGGGGCUUCUGCGGCGAGCAGCACUGUUGACCGUGAGUUUUUUGAGAGUUCACAGAACAGAUUCUUCUUGUCUCUUAAUGCCAGUGACCUUAAAUUUGAGAAAAACUUAAAUGUUUUCACGAAAAACAAAUACAAUGCAAAGAAAAGGAAAGUGAUUCUUGGAUCUUCCUACAUGAUUUCCAGCCAUGGUUGGCCAGUCUAAACUCCUCCCUCCAGAGAAGAUGAAGCACAGUAUCAAGCUUGUGGAUGAGCAGAUGAACUGGUGUGACAGUGCCAUGGAAGUGAGUUGAUGUUUAGUGAACUCAGUUGCCUUCAUAUUAAUGAUAUGAAAAUGGUUUUGAUGUACUCUACUGUAUCUUAUUCCUCGUGAUCAAAUAUAAACAUAUUAACUCUGCUAACAUUUUAUUGUGAUGUGUUGCAGUAUCUGCGGGACCAAACAGAUAUGUUGGUGGUUGGAGUCAUUGGUCUGCAGGGAACUGGGAAAUCUACAGUCAUGUCACUGUUGUCUGCAAACACUCCUGAGGAAGAUCAAAGGUACCGUUUGUCAAAAAACACUCACUUGAUCGAGCUUUUAGACUGCAUGUGUAUGUGCAGAACCAUUCAGUUUUGACAACAUUAAGGAAUGUGAUAUCUGCAAAAAGGAAUUUGUUCUUUGAUAUAUGAAUGCAUGUUACCUGACAGGAUCAGCAACAAUAUAAGACUAACCAGAAAAUAGAAUUAGUGUUUUAAAAGCAGCAUAUGCAAUCUUAAGCUUUAACAAAACAAGUGAAUAAGACAAAAUGACUACAUAUGUUCAUUUAAGUUCCUAUCCUUGGUUUUACUUAAAAGCAAUUUUUGAAAAGUUACGGUACUCUCUGUGAGCACAUGGGGGUGAUAUAGCACAGCAAAUGUCCUCUCUGGAGUACAGGUGUUUUCAGUAAAAUCAAAAACAAUUUAUUUUUACAAAAGUUUCUGAGCACCAGUGUUAAAAGUCAGUUCAGUGUGUGACACUACAAUCUCAAUAUAUCCUUGAUCUUCAUAAAAAAAUGCUUAAUAAUCAUUUUGCUGACAUCACUCUAAAUAUCUACAUUAUAAAAUGAAAUGUCCAGUUACAGAGAAUAUUUUGAGGUUUCAGUUUUCAUUAUUUCCUUAGUUUUCUGUAAUGAUAACCUUGCUACCAGAGUUGAUUGUUUUUAAGUAGGAAUGACAAUGCUACUGUGCCAUUAGCAGACAAUUUUAUCCAAAGUGACACACAUUCGAAGGCGAGAACUAUACAAGCAGAAACAGGAUAAAUAAGAGCAACAAAGUACUUCAUGUCCAUUUGGACGCAGGGACUGCAAUGCAGUAUUAAAAGUAAUGCACAAAGUGAAUGAAGCAACCAGUCGUCUAUGUAAGACCCUCUAUCAUCACCAUUGAUUAAAUUGUCUUAACGACAAUAAUGACAAGUGCUGGGUCACUCACAGGAAUGACUUGCACUCUUAGUUAAAAACAGGCUAACCUUAAGAAUAAGUGAAACUAUUUUUCUGCCCCUUGUUUGGAAUAAGCAUGUUCUCUGUUUUUACAGGAGUUAUGUAUUCAGAGCUCAGACUCCAGAAAUCAAAGAAAGAGGAGGAAACCAGAGCACAGGCAUCGAUUUCUUCAUCACACAAGAGAGAGUCAUCUUUUUGGACACACAAGUGAGAAGGACAUCUUACUGCUCUAGUGACACAUGCUCUGUCUCGAUCAUUAUUACUUUUCAAUUUGUUCUCAGAAUCUAAGUGUUUGAUUGAAAUAUCUCCUUGGAAUUGAAAGAGGACUUGGCUAUACUCUGAAGUGUCUUAUUUCUCUCUUAAGCCGAUGCUCAGCCCAUCGAUCCUUGACCAUCUCAUCAACAAUGAUCGCAAAUUGCCUCCAGAGUACAAUCUUCCUCACACAUAUGUGGAGAUGCAGGUCAGUAUUGGGUCUGCAGAUGCUAUUAUUUGUCAAUGUGCACUAGGUCUGGGGAUUAUAGAACAGAACAUGAUCUUGCUUCUGGGUCUGGAAAUGUAAAACCAUUAUUCAAGGUCUGUUAACGUGCUUCCUUUCAUACAACUGACAGGAAGCAGCUUUAUGACUUGCGAAAUUAAAUGUGGUAGUUUACCGGUCUUUCAAACUCUUCUGUUUAUACAUACAUACACACACGCAUGCAUGCACGUACGCACGCACACACGCACACACACACACAUAUCCCCAUCUAAUUCCUGUGAUACAUCUGUUUAAUCUCUCUACAGUCUCUUCAGAUCACUGCCUUCCUCUUUACGGUGUGUCACGUGGUCAUCGUGGUCCAAGACUGGUUCACUGACUUGAACCUCUACAGGUAGAUACUUGUGUCUCAGCAAAGUUUUCUGUGCCUCCCUUCUGCCCAGAUUUACCACAUUAGGCAGGUAUCUGUCAGGGAGACUCUGACAACCACUCAAGGGCCUCUCCACUCACAGGAAUGUCAAGCAUUUCAUCUCGUAUCUCAGGAGGAUAUUUGUCUUCGGCUUUUUUAUUCGCUCAAUAAUGUUAUUCUUUCAGUUGGUCUGUAAGACAACAAAAAUGCCAGCAAAGCUAGAGCUGGAGAAAGUGACUGACUGGUCUUCAGGUGUGGACUCAUUCAUCUCACCAUUAGGUGGAUGGACGUACAAUAUAAGAAAGCUCUUGUACAUUAUUCAGCUCAAUUCUUGUAUUGCCUACCUUGCAGAUAUAGACCUUAUAACAUACAAGUAUCAAAAGUGAGAUUUUACUUGCAUUUAUAAAGCUGAACAUUGAAAAUUAAAGCUGUGGUUUAAGAUUAGUUGCAAGUAUGGUGGUAGAUAAUGUCAACUUCACUGGCCAAGAGAGCACAGAAAUAAACAAGUGAAUUAAGCAUAAAACAACGACAGAAGCGUGAGGGUGAAUUUUGAAAAUGAAAAGGGUUAGUCUGUUUCCUUGACUUGAUUUUGGAGAUUAAUUUUAUUGUCCCAGUGGUAGCUCAAACAGUUUCCUAUCAACACAGUUCUACCAUACUACUGAAUGUAGUUCACUCAUAAAAUAAUGUUCAAUUAUGUUACCAGUGGGUUCCACAAGGUACCUUUUAAAGUAAGUAUGCCUGAGCAAUGUAACAACCAGUAAACACAUCCACACUCAUCCGCUGACAAGCUACAAAGAACACCAGUUCUGUCUCUUGAUUUUACAAUUUAAAAGUUAGUCUCAAGAGACACUCCCAACAAAGUCAUGUGUAAUUUGCCGUCCUUUAUAGUUGUAGCGAUGUGAAUGCAGAUUUUAAUGUGACAUACAAACUUGAAUGCUGUGAAUUUUGAAAAAGGUUUCUUCAGACCGCAGAGAUGUUGAAACCCUCAACUCCAUCUGCAAGCCAUGACAGCACCGGCUCCUCAGGCACUGAUGACGGAGCAGAGUACUACCCUCAUAUAGGUGACUUUCUAAAUGCAGAAACAAACAAUCUGAUGGCAAGGUGAAAGAGUUUACUGUUUCACUGUUAAAGUAUCUUUAAUUUCCUCUCUCCUCCAGUGUUUCUCCAGAAUAAAGCCAGACGAGAUGAUUUCUGCCCAAGGAAUCUGAAGAACACGCACAUGGCGGUGGACAAAUUAAUGGCCCACUCCCAUCUCAAAUACAAAGGUGAAAGGAUUUUCUCUUCAUAGGCCACAUACAUGUAUAUUUGUCGAGAUUUGUUGUUUUAAGGGCAAACUAGAUAAAACCAAACCAAUGGGAGUUGUUUGCAUAUGAAGUAUUUGCUGUACUUGAUACAGAAGUUUGUUUAGCAAAUUGCUAGUCUUCUAUAAAUUCUAUCAUGCCACACCUGCACUCAUCAUGUAACACAUUGCCCUUUUUUUAGGUACACUGUCCAUGCUGGACUGUAAUAUCUUUCCUGGCUUGAGUCAGGACUUUCUGACAGCUGAAGUCAACAUGUUCCUCCUUCCUAUGCAGGAGAGUGAUGGGGAUGAUAAUCUGACUAAAGCAGGUCAUUAAGAGUUUGUCUUUAUACAGAACAUAAAGAAAAAGUCAUCUUCUAUAUUGAACAAACUGAAAAAAAACCUCCUUUCCUGAUGUUUAGGGUUGGGAACAUACCCACUCUUCUCUCUGCUCCCGGGCUACAGAGGACACCCCUCCUUCUCCACCAUGGUUUCAAAACUCCGCAGCCAAAUACUGGCCAUGCCCCGCUGUCAGCUAUCACACACCAUCCUUACUGAGAAGAACUGGUAAACACCACUCUCCUCUUUGCCAAAUAUCCUUUCAUUUACACUUAGGAUGGAGCAGCUCAAGGUUGUUUUUAUUGGUAAUUCAACAUUUCAAUGAGAAAAGAGAGACAUAAAAUGGGUUAAAGACGAGAGACAAAAUAUGCAUCAAAUUCUACAAAUUUAUCAGUUUGUUUUUGCUUGUCUUCACACCACCAUUAAUCAGAGUAGGGCUGUCCCAUUGUACAAGUAUUGACAACUAAUGCGUUGAUAUUAUGCUAAAACCAUGGACCGAAUGUUGCCUCAGUGAUGCAACUGAUUAUUCUAAAAGAGAUGGAGUGAAUGCAUCAAAGUAAAAUCUACUCCCUGUGCAUUUUGUGAAGUUAUCAGACCCAAGCUGUUCUUUGAACCAGGCUAAAAACAUGUUUAUUUUUGCUCUAAAAAUGGGCUUUUUUGAAUGAGUGAGUGUGUGGUUUUCUGUGCUCCUGCAGGUGGUCUACAGCAGGCAGGCAGGCAGGUUUUUAGCCCCUUUACAUUCUCAAGACCCGGGGUUCCCCCUAGCCACAAUAAAAAUCAUAUGUUAUUAAAGUGUAGUAGUAAAAGUGUUUUAUCGUAGGGGUGGUGGUGGUUCUUAAUGCUGGUUGUCUCCAGCCAGAGAGAAGAGACGGUGGAAACAGAAGAAGACUCAGUAACCAGUUAGCUAGCCAGCCAUUACUGCAGUGCGUAGAAAGUACUGAGAGGAAAGAGAGGCACUCCACCUCCAUAAAAAGUUUACUUACUAGAAUGGGAAAUUUUUAGGUUACAGAAAAAAUAUGGGGUAGAUAAAAAUACAACACAGAGGAAGACCACAAGUUUUAAUUAAACAAGAAGUUUUUGGGGGGUCCAUGACCAAGGAUCAAAUAUAACUUUGCACAUAAUUAAAAUUAGAAGAUGACAUAUUAGAAAGACAGUUGCAUUUACUAGUUAAUUGAUGAAGCCGCAUGUUGCUCCACUCCUUGUUUUACCCUCUUAAUUUGACAGGAAGUAUCUUUGUUUCUCUUGGCUUUCCAUAAAUACUGUGAUAAUAUUGUUAAUGUGAGUUUUUGGUCUGUGGGGAAAGGCUGAUAUUUUCAUAGCCCCAACUCAGAGAAGUCAAACUUUGAGUUCAUUCAAAUGGCAUAAAAGGCAUAACAUCCAGUUUUCAAACGUUUCACUUACAUUUUAAUAUAUCUAAACAUUGGCUUCUCACUCUUUAUCUUUAAAAAAAUUGCAUUUAAAAAUAUUAUCCCAUGUCUUACUCCUGUGAUUUUACAGCAGUGGAAAGAGUAAAAAGCUGGUGCAGUGUCUUUUAUGUAUACAUAGAGCUUGUGGCAACUCUAAAGACAAUUUCAAGUGAACAUCUGCAGAUAACUAGGGCCAACAAAAUACCUCACAGCGCCACUUCUAAAACAAAGAAAAAAUAAUGUGUUUGCUUGAAUUAGAAAUCAUUUUCUUCUUUAAGAUGCAUCAAAAGAAUAUCAAUAUAGACUCUUCCUAAUUUCUCUCACUAUUCAGAUUUAAUUUGAGAAAAAGUUGUAGAUUAAAUCUAAUUGUUUCUUCCCCUCAUCACCAGUGUUUAGAGCACUAGUUUGUGUUAUACGUGUUGGGAAUUUAGGACAUAUCUACUACCUUGUUAGAAAUCUUUCUUCUCAUGCAGCCUCAGAGGCCUGCAGACACUUCUCGGGGUAAAAGCACACUCACUAUCUUCAAGUUUCAUUCUGUGACAUUAAAGAAAUACCACUGUUGCUGUAUUAUGAAGCAUGUUUAAUCUUUGACCAAACAAACACUUAAGCUAGUAAAAGUAUGGAGUGGUCUUGGUCAUGAUAGUGUUAAAGAUAUCAAAGGUUGAUUUCCUAAUGUCUCUUGAAGAACUCAACUUACUUUUCUGAUCAACAUAAAGCUCAGUAAACACAGUAAUAUAACUGCGCGUUUUUCAUGGACUUGUUGUGUUUUUGCAGGUUUCACUACGCAGCUCGUAUCUGGGAUGGGGUGAAAAAGUCCUCUGCGCUCUCUGAAUACAGCCGCCUGCUCGGCUAAUACCUCAGUUUAACUGCUGAGAAUUGAAACAGCUGUGCAAGCUCCAGUGUCCUGUAUUCUGGUCACACACACAGAGGAUGUGGCCCUGGAAGAGGACAGCAUCAUAUGCAUCCUGCUCGAAGGACAGGAGGAACAGAAAACCUGGUCAAUGGCUUUGAGUCAGAUAUAAUGCAAGAUGACAUUGUCUUCUGCAGACUCUGGUGGGAGUGGGAACAAUUGAGCUGUUGGUGACUCAUGUCAUAAAGAUAAUGACAGCUGCCUUGAGAAGAUGCAAAGAACAAACAGAGCUUCACUCUUGAGCUACAGCAAGAAGAGAAAGGGAGUCAGCUGAAAGAUAUUUUUUUUCUUUGCAGGCCAUUAUUUUCUGCGAUUAAAAAUAACCCCUGUAAGUUCUUUUGUGUGUCUUUAAACUAUCAAUAAAUAAAUUAUUGUCAAUCACUCAUGAAGGUCCAGUGAAAAUGUUAUAUAUGUAUUUGUGAAUUUGGGGACUGGGAAUUGUCAAUGCAGAGGAUUGCUAUACUCUAUUUCCACAGGGUGAGGACUUUGUUACACAAUCCUGGAUUCUGUAUUCAACUUUUUCAAGAGAUGGAGCAUAGCAUUAAAGUUUGAAUAACUGAAUCUUUAA